AGGGAGUGGCUGCAGAGCGUGCUGCUUUGCCAGGGAAUCCUGCAAGCUCCAUCGUGGAGAUUGUGAGGGAGUCCCAGGGGAAUAUGACGUGUGCGUCGGUGGAAAUGUGCUCCACGGAGCGUCGGUGUCGGUAGGAGGACCGAGCAGCAGUGGGAUAGAAAAGACGCGCGUCUAUAUCGGGACACCCCCAGCUGUCAGCGGCAGAAACCUGACCAGGUGGCUCCUUCCUUUAGCUGGACGCGUCACGACGCAGAGCAACAACAGCUUGCUAAUCUCCUUCUCGGUGACGCCAGCAGUGCGCGUAAAACCUGGACUGUGCUUGGUUUUGGUCUCCACUGUCUUCUUCACUCAAAGUAAGACACGGACAGCGUCUUUUAGUCUUCGGGAUGUCUGAGUAAUUGGAAACGAUGACUCUUAUUGCUUGGAUUUGAUCAAGUCUCCCGCGUCAAAACUCACUUUGACAUCAUGUUGCCAGAGAUAAAUAAGAUGUCACGCCCAGAGGCCUUCCCUCAUAGACACCCAGCAGAGGGCAGUCGUCUUGGGACAAACCGAUCCUGCUUACAGAAGUUUGGCCAAGGAGGAGGGACUUUGCCUCAGCUAGAGCCUCCGGUGGUCCAGGUGGUAGUCAGCAAUGCCAAGAACCAGCAGCAGCAGACCGACAGCAUCCUGCCCCAAAUUGUCAACAAGGGGGUCCAGAACCACUAUCAGACAAACACAGUUGAGAGGCAAAAGCCCACUCAGCAAUUCACCAUGCGAUUUGGCGCAGCCAUGGAUAAAAUGUCCCGCAGCAGUAAAAUCUUCAGCAACAAGCCGGAUAAAGAAAUGGCGCACGAGGGACACAGGCUACCCUUGUCUCCCACAGACGCACUCAACAACUUCCAAGAUCGUCUCACUGAGUUUGAGAAGGAGGAGAUCAUGGACUACGCCGAGAUCUGGUUCCUGGGUCUGGGCUCUCAGAAGAUCGAGGCUUCGCAGGCUGCAGCGCAGAACUGUGGAUAUGAUGACGAGCAUGGAAGCUACAUCAGGGUGCUGCACGACCACAUCGCCUACAGAUUUGAAGUGCUUGAAGUGAUUGGAAAGGGCUCCUUCGGGCAGGUGCUCAAAUGUCUGGACCACAAGAACAAUGAGCUUGUAGCGGUUAAGAUGAUACGCAACAAGAAGAGGUUUCAUCACCAAGCUCUCGUUGAGCUGAAAAUCCUGGACGUGAUAAAGAGGAAGGACAAAGACAACCUCCACAACGUCAUACACAUGAAGGAGUACUUCUACUUCCGAAAUCAUCUUUGCAUCUCCUUUGAGCUUCUCGGGGUCAACUUAUAUGAGCUCAUCAAAAAAAACAACUUCCAGGGCUUCAGCGUGGCUCUCAUCCGCCGGUUCACCCACGCGCUCCUCAGGUGCCUGCAGAUGCUCCACAGGGAGAAGAUCAUUCACUGCGACCUCAAGCCGGAGAACAUCCUUUUGUCUCAGAGAGGCCCAGGGAACAUCAAGGUGGUGGAUUUUGGAUCAAGCUGUUAUGAACAGCAAAGGGUGUACACCUACAUCCAGAGCCGCUUCUACCGCUCCCCGGAGGUCAUCCUGGGUCACCCCUACAGCAUGGCCAUUGACAUGUGGAGUCUGGGCUGCAUCCUGGCUGAGCUCUACACCGGAUACCCUCUCUUCCCUGGGGAGAGUGAAGUGGAGCAGAUGGCUUGCAUCAUGGAGGUUCUUGGAAUGCCUCCAAGUGAUUUUGUUCAGUCUGCAUCAAGGAAAAGGCUCUUCUUUGACUCAAAAGGGAAUCCCAGAAACAUCACCAACAGCAAGGGGAAGAAACGAAGGCCCAAUUCCAAGGAACUGUCAACUACACUGAAAUCAAAUGAUGCUUUAUUCUUAGACUUCAUCAAACGCUGCCUGACUUGGGAUCCAACUAAACGCAUGACGCCCGAUGAGGGCUUACAGCAUGGCUGGAUCCUGGAGGGGAAUUUCAACAAGGUGAGGCCCAGAACCAAACUAUCAGUGAAGAAGCAGGCAGACAGUGUGAUCAAGACGGACAGCAAUGGCGGACACAAUUACAGCAAACAAGCUCGUGGGAAAUCUGAGAGGUUCAGCUCUGAAGACAACUCUGACAAGAGAGAUGGUUCCGACACAAGCAGGGCCCCCAGUGAGCGUCUGCGGCCUAUCGGGGCUUCAGCGGAGGAGAAGGUGUGCGAGAGCGAGAAUCGCAAGCCGCAGGAUUCGGGUUCAGAGAGGCCCGUUCACAUCAUCAUCCAACCACGGGAGGAAGACAGCACAGAGAGCCAAGACAGCCAAGAGUCGUCUCCUUGGUUGCCGCCUGUCAUGUAAGGGAGUCGUGUUGCCUUCAAGGGAAAUGGGAAAACACAUACAGCGGCUGAGAUUGUCAGGAAUAUAAACUAAAAUGGUAUUAUCCAGGCUGAUGGUGACAUGCUGGUACAAAGGUUGCCAUGUUUUGUGAGAACAUGACAUCCUGAAACAUCCUCUCUUAGGUGUCAGAGGCAAAGACACUCCUCUGCUGACACGUGGGAGAACAAACCCUUUUAGAAGUUGAUGCACAGAAACCGCAGCAUCAAUCAUCAGCGUAAAAAUGCAUCAGCUUCAGUUUGUUUAUGACAAUGUAGUACUUACUGUAAUAUUUUGUAUGUUAUUGCCACAGAAGAAUGCUCAGAAAAGGUGGUUUCAGCCUAUCGUUUUACCAAUUGGAAACAGUCUUUUGCUGAGCAUUGAAAUCCCCAAAAAUAGACAAAGAAGCUCAUUUAUUUCCUCUUCUCUUCUUUCCCCACUAUAAAAGCACAGUACGUGUACAAUACAGGCUGUGCCAAAACUGUUUUUAUGGUAAGACAUCAUGUACCUUUUCAGUGGAGAGUAUCAAUCUUAUUGAUUUCUUUUAGCAAAUGUUUCAUAUGUGAUUAGAAAAUGAUGUACAGUACAAUCAUGUAUUUGUAUUGGCGUUAAUGUGUAUAUAUUCCUGCUGUUGUGUCCUACAUAUGUGUAAUACAGAUAUACAGUACAUAUUUCAAAUGUUUUUGAGGGGUUAUGUUUUUACUGUAUGAAAAUAUUUUCAAUGUCUGUGUUCCCAAUACGAAGAAAAAUACAAUCUUAGUUUUGUGCCUUGCAGUAUUAGAGCUCUUGCACUUUACUGAUGUGUGUGUACAUCUCGACUACAAAGGAUUCUUAGCAUUGUGCAAUAUAUGGAAUAUCCCUACUCUUGUCUGAUGUUCCAGUGUAGAAGCCUGUUGAAGCGCUUAUCGUUUAUUUAUAUACAUUAUUUUUGUCUUGCAUCGCCAUGAGUUUGAAUUUAAACUGACAAUAGCGUCCUUAGUGACAAUCACACCCCGCCAUCAGAGAUUUUAAUGGGAUGGACAUAAAAUACUGUAUGGGAGUAAAUCAUUUUAUCCUUUUCAUGUAUUUGAAUGUUGAAAUAAAAUGUUCUUUUCGUA
This is a messenger RNA of Dunckerocampus dactyliophorus (ringed pipefish), 3428 nucleotides long. RefSeq names its product dual-specificity tyrosine-(Y)-phosphorylation regulated kinase 4 (gene dyrk4). Gene Ontology annotation, cellular component: nucleus. The record is from RefSeq and is a predicted model, not a curated record. NCBI's taxonomy places the organism in Eukaryota, Metazoa, Chordata, Actinopteri, Syngnathiformes, Syngnathidae. The transcript has 14 exons. The coding region runs from base 466 to 2316 and encodes 616 amino acids. Gene Ontology annotation, biological process: peptidyl-serine phosphorylation; peptidyl-threonine phosphorylation. Gene Ontology annotation, molecular function: protein serine/threonine/tyrosine kinase activity; ATP binding; protein serine/threonine kinase activity.